This is a messenger RNA of Octopus sinensis (East Asian common octopus), 873 nucleotides long. RefSeq names its product glutathione S-transferase. NCBI's taxonomy places the organism in Eukaryota, Metazoa, Mollusca, Cephalopoda, Octopoda, Octopodidae. Gene Ontology annotation, biological process: glutathione metabolic process. The coding region runs from base 203 to 808 and encodes 201 amino acids. Gene Ontology annotation, molecular function: glutathione transferase activity. The record is from RefSeq and is a predicted model, not a curated record. The transcript is spliced from 5 exons.
UAUACAUACAGAGACUGCUGCUUAGUUUCAUCAACCAUUUAACGUCAUUCAGUCAUUUGUGCGUCUUCAUUCGUGAUUGCUUGUUUCAAGAGGCAGCAGUCUAGCUGACAUUAAACUUUAAAGAACUAUCCAUCCCUUAUAUGUUUCUUUGAAAGCCUUUGGCUUUUUAAACCUGUUCUUGAAUAAUAUUAUCAUAUAAACCAUGACAAAAUACGAAUUGAAAUACUUCAACGUUAGAGGCCGUGGAGAAAUCAUACGGAUUACUUUAGCGGCCGCUGAACAGAAAUUUAAAGAUACGAGAUAUGAAUUUCAAGACUGGUCCAGCCACAAGCAAGAUACACCUGGAAAAGCUCUUCCUGUAUUGAUUGUCGACGACAAGACGGUCCUUACUCAGAGCAUAGCAAUCGCCCGCUAUUUAAGCAAGAAAUAUAAUCUCUACGGUAAAGAUGAUUGCGAAUGCUAUAAGAUUGAUGAGAUUAUAGAUUGUUUCUUGGAUAUCUUUAAUGCCCUUGUUAAAAUUAAAUUCGCUCCGGAGAAUAUGAAGGAGGAUCUUAAAGUCAAAUACAAAGAAACUUAUGUAAGGAUAUUUGAUUAUCUGGAGGGAAACCUGAAAACUGGCCAAACUCACUUCGUUGGCCAAAGGCUUACUCUUGCAGAUAUUUCUAGCUUUGCUUUCCUGGAAUUCUGUAUCGAUUUAGAUGCUAACUUGCUGAAGACCUACCCAAAGAUAGAUGCCAUUCGAGAAACUGUGUCUAAAGUUCCCUCUAUCGCUGAAUACCUUGAGAAACGUCCUAAAACCGACUUCUAAAUGAAAAUGCAUAAAUGAAAAUAUUCGAAAUAAAAGAAUUCGUUUUUAGAUUUUAUUAAAUCGUA